Molecule: messenger RNA, 570 nt
Organism: Paramecium pentaurelia
Lineage: Eukaryota; Ciliophora; Oligohymenophorea; Peniculida; Parameciidae
Source: the annotation of a GenBank genome assembly
AUGACAACAGAGAAUUGUAAUUCAUUUAUUAGAUUUGCUCUUGAUCUAAUAAGGGCUGAAGAUUGUGAUACAACUACACCUCCAAAAAAAGAAUUGAUGAAACCUAAAUUAAAACUAUUUGACAUAGAUGAGAAUCCCAAAUUCUUUUCUCCUAUCAAACCUUUUCCUAUCUAAUAAAAAAUAACAAAAAUGAAAUAAAUUGAUAAACCCAUUCUCAAUACUAUAACAAAAUGUAAAUGUAUGAAAUCAAAAUGUCAGAAAUCCUAUUGUGAAUGUUUUGCCGCGGGAAAGGCAUGCAAUAUCGAUUGUAAUUGUUUAGGAUGUAAUAAUACAAUUUGUUCUUAAUCAAUAAAGAAACUAUAGACUGGAGGAUGUAAUUGUAAGAAAACAGGUUGUUUGAAAAAAUAUUGUGAAUGUUAUCUAAAAAAACAAAGAUGCACAUUUUUAUGUAAUUGUAUUGAUUGCUGUAAUCAAGAAGAUUCAGAAUCAGAAAAAGAAAAUGAACAAUAAUAAUAAUAAUAAAGUAUUGAUUGUGGAUAAACAAUUACUAAUUAAAUAACCAAACAAUGA